Messenger RNA from Onychostoma macrolepis, 3018 nucleotides. RefSeq names its product claudin 31 (gene cldn31). NCBI's taxonomy places the organism in Eukaryota, Metazoa, Chordata, Actinopteri, Cypriniformes, Cyprinidae. Bases 165 to 818 code for a protein of 217 amino acids. Gene Ontology annotation, molecular function: structural molecule activity. The record is from RefSeq and is a predicted model, not a curated record. Gene Ontology annotation, biological process: bicellular tight junction assembly; cell adhesion. The transcript is spliced from 2 exons. Gene Ontology annotation, cellular component: plasma membrane; bicellular tight junction.
UGGACAUAAAUAUGAGAUGCCAUUGUCUGUCGCUCAGAUGCUGAUUUACUCCCACAUGUGAGAACAAAGAGAGUGUUUCUACAAACAGAUGAGAGUCCAACAACAGCACAAGACACAGACGCUCCCCAGACACUAGUGAAUCAGUCAUCGGUUGACGAUCAGUCAUGGCAAACACAGGUCUUCAGGUGAUGGGUCUGGUCCUGGGCGUGGCAGGCUGGGCGUUCGGGAUCCUGGUCUGCGCCGCCCCCUGGUGGCGCGUGUCGGCGUUUGUGGGGGACGAGCUGGUGGUGUCUCAGGUGCUGUGGGAGGGGCUGUGGAUGACCUGUCUGUCGCAGUGGGGCCGCCUGCAGUGUAAAGUGUACGACUCUGGCCUCUCUCUCUCAGGCUCCGCCCAGAUGUGCCGCGCCCUGUGCGUGCUGUCGCUGCUCCUGUGUCUGCUGGCGCUGGCGCUCAGCGUGACAGGGCUCAAGUGCACCCGCUGCCUGGGCGACGCGCACGAGACCAAAGCCCGGCUGGUGCAGGUCGGCGCGGCGCUGUUCGUCGCCGCUGCGUUUUUCUUCCUUUUGCCAGUGUGUUGGACGGCAUAUGUCGUGAUACGCGAUUUCUAUGACCCGAACGUUGCCGCUCCGCUAAAACGCGAACUCGGACCUGCGCUCUACCUGGGAUGGGCCGUGACUGUGCUGAUGCUGGUGGGCGGGGCUUUGCUGUAUUUAGGCUCCGCCUCCCCUGGAGCUCCAGCCAUACCUGUUUUUGGAAAAGGCGCCAAAGGAAACCCUCCGUCCACAGCAGAGAGCAAACCGGAGAAGGUCUUUGUGUAAGAGAGCGUAAAAGAGCUUGGAUAAACUGUGUCCUAGUGCUCACCCAGAAGCCUUAAUCUGCAAAAAUGCAGGAAUAUUAUCAUUUACUCACUAUUAUGUCAUUCAAUAACUGUACGCUGUUACUUUUUAUUUUCCUGUGGAACACAAAAGGAGAAUUUUGCAUAAACUUUUUGCAGCUUUUUUAUGUAUUUAUUUGAUUUUAAUUGGCUUUUUAUUAUCCAUUCUCAUGGACAUUUGCAUUUGCUCUGCUGAGAAAAAAAAAUGGCUAAAACCAAUCUAAACUGGUUGGCUGGUUUUAGCUGGUCAGCUUGUCAGGCUGGUCUGGGGUGCAUUUCUCAAAAGCAACUAUGGUCGCAAAUUCCGUUGUUACCAAUAGAGUUCAAUGGAACGAACAACCAUAGUUAGCUCACAAAGCUUUUGGGAACACACCCCAGGCUGGGAGACCAGCUAAAACCAGCUGGUUUUAAACCAGUUUAAACCAGCUAAGACCAGCUAACCAGCUUAAGCUGGUUUUAGCUGUUUUUUUUUUUUUUUUUUUUUCAGCAGGUACAUCAUAAACAUACAGUAGGCCUACAGCUUAUUCACAACACACAGAAACAUUUAUCAGUGAUGUUAUGAUACUCUUAUGACACUUUUGAAAAUGCUUUUGUCUUUUUUGGAACUUGACAGUUUGUCUUCACGUGGAAAAGAGCUGCCUGAUGCUUUUUCAGAAUUUCUACUUUUGUGUGCUUGAAUGAAAUAACACUGGUUUAGAACAUCAUUAGAACAAUCUUUUUGGUUUUUUUUUUUUUUAAGAACGUCCAAUUGCAUUAAGAAAUCAGACUCUCUCAUUCAUUCAUACACUGAAUCUGAAUAUAUUUCCAAGCCCUUAACAACUUAUUUUGAUUUCUGAAGCAUCUUUUACAAGUUAUGAAGGUCAGCAAUUAGGUUACUCUGAUUUUGUUGUUGUAUCAUAGCCUCACAUAUUGUAUUUAUGUCUUUUUUCGAUGCUCAGCAUAAUUAAUGAUUAUAUCUCAUUUGAUUUAUUUAUUGAUGUGUUACUGUGUAUUAUUUGUCUAAUAAACCUAACAGAAUAAUGUAGGUUGACGGCAUGUUGAUGUGUGUUGCCUGCACAUGCAUUGCAUGUGUGUGCUAGAGCGUUGGCAGGAAUCACACGACACAAUAGCAGAAUACAGGACAGGGACAGUAAACAGAGCGUCCACUGUUGCUCUGAUUAUGUCACUAUACUGGAGGACGUGUGGAAUAUGAGCUUGUGUUCCACAGAACUCCUCCAGAAGCCCCGCAUAGAAACAGACACCAUCAGAGGAGGAGGAAUUCAUCAGCGUCAAUACUGCAGAGACAUUAGUGACCCCUGCAGAGAGCGGCAUGUUUGUUGACUCUAAACUGGGUUCACUGGUAACCCCUGAUGUACACCGGUCAAACCCAAGCCUCCAAGAUCACACACUCUCAAAACCAAAGGCACUUUACUGGAAUUGAUGAAGAACCGUUAACAUUUAUGGAAACUUUCCAUUCCACAAAAGUUUCUUUAUAGUGAAAAAAAAAAAAAAAAAGUUCUGUAUAAAAAGAAAAACGGUUAUUUCACUUACAUAUUCUUUGGCGAACCAAAAAUGUUUAUUUUAUGGUUUUGCUGCGAAAGAAAGAAAGAGACAGAAUGAAGAUACUUCAACUAUUGUUUUAUUCAUUCAACAUUUCUUCAUACAGUUUCUUAAUCUCUGUUUCUUACGACAAUUACAACACUAGCACAAAAAGAGUAAAGUCCCAUCAGUUAAACAUUAAGGAUAAUUAUUAAUUAUUGACUAGUUUAUUGAUAUAUCACUUUCAGUAGCAGUUCUGUGGAUAGUUUCACCACCUUUACACAAGAUAAAGUCAAGAUAUAUUUUUAUUGUAACUAUGGACUACGCUGACGAGAGUGAUGUAGAAGUGUUCACCAUGAAGCUCACACUGGUGAUGCACCGGAGAGAAAAAAGCAGUAAGAAAAAAAAAAGUGUAUAAAAGCUUGUUUUGUAAAACAUCACAGUUAUAUAUGAUAUGAGAACAGUAGGGCCUGUAGGUAGGCAGUAAGUGUUAUUUAAUAAAAAUAGAAUUAUAUUUUAAGAAUGACAUAAUUUGUUUUCUCAAACAUAGUGUGUGGGGUAAAACGCCCCCAGGGAGCGAUGGGCAAUUACUGUAGUUAUUCUGUUCUGAACAUCAAAUCCUUUGU